AUGCCUCAGAAGCAACCUGCCGCGCAACCAGAGGAAGAACCAUCUCGAAAUCGUGACGCCCCGCAGUUCCAAGCUCAAGUGGAUAUCUCACACAAUAUGACGGCAUACAUGUACGCGGCGAAGAAACCGAUGAAAAUCGAGUUGAAUUCUCGCAAAUUACCGGUGAUCCGAACGGAGAACAGGCGGUAG
Phytophthora nicotianae INRA-310 is the source of this 189-nucleotide messenger RNA. RefSeq lists its product as hypothetical. The transcript has 2 exons. Bases 1 to 189 code for a protein of 62 amino acids. The record is from RefSeq and is a predicted model, not a curated record. Lineage: Eukaryota; Oomycota; Peronosporomycetes; Peronosporales; Peronosporaceae.